Molecule: messenger RNA, 5982 nt
Organism: Cannabis sativa
Lineage: Eukaryota; Viridiplantae; Streptophyta; Magnoliopsida; Rosales; Cannabaceae
Exons: 2
Coding region: 3905-4336 (143 amino acids)
Source: RefSeq, a predicted model, not a curated record
UCCUCUGCUUCUUUUCGUCUUCAACAGUUGCUUCCCACGAUCACCAUUUUCAAGCCCUAACCCAUUUCUUCUUCCCACGAUCACCUUCUCCAAGCCCUCACCCACGUUUUCCUCAACCUACAUUGUCAUCCUCCCCUGUUUUUUUUCUAUAUAAAUGGCAACCACUAGAAGUGGUUCGAAAUCCCCAUCUCCGGCCAAGAAACACCCUAAAAAAUCUAAGAAGCCUCCAACUGUUUCUUCCAAAGUCGAAGCUAAGAUGGGGUAAAAAAAAAUUGCUAAGAAAUUAGUGGGUGAUGUUCCAGAGACAUCGGGCACUAAGAAAAGAGCCCUUCCAGUUAAGGUCGACGCUCCUAAGCCUAAGAGAGCUAAAAUUUCCAAGUCUGCACGCGAUGUAAGUUUCUUAUUGUUGUUUUUCAAUUUUUCUUUAGUUUUUUUUUCUGGUUGUUCUAUAUGUUGUAUUACAUUUGAUGAUUUAAUGUUUUCCCCCUUUUUGUUCUAGGUUUCCUCAAAUUUUGAUUUUGAGGAUGAAGUGCAUGCUGAGGACCAAAAGCCUAAACUUAAAUCGAAGGUAAUUUUAAAUUGCUUGGUAUCAUUUUAUUGAGUUAAUUUUUACAUCAGCUUUUUAGGUCACUGAUUUAGUUUAUGUUUUGUGUUGUUCUUUAUGUAUUUCUGUCAUGUAUUGUGGUUGAUGUUGUUUUCUUGUUUUUAUUCAGUUGUUCUUUGGUUGUUUUUAAAUUACACAGUUCAAUUCGUAUUGUGUUACAGUUAUUUACUGCAAUUUCCCCAUUGGUUAUUUAUAUGUUUAUUGUGAGUUUUUGUUCGGUUGUCUACCACAAUAUUAGUAUUGAGAAGCAUUUUAGUAAUUUCAUUUUCAACAAGAUGUUACAGUGUUGUUAAUACUUUAGUUAUUUAUAUGUUUAUUGUGAGUUUUUUUUCGGUUGUUUAUCACAAUAUUGUUAUCGAGAAGCAUUUUAAAAUUUUCAUUUUUAACUAGCUUUUACAGUGUUGUUAAUACUUUUAGUUGUUUAUCUGUUUAUUGUUAGUUUUGUUUUGGUUGUUUAUCAUUAUAAAAUUUUCACUUUUUACAAACAACUACAGUGUUUUAAAUAUAUUUCGUUUGUUUAUCUGUUUAUUGUGAGUUUUGUUUGGGUUUUUUUAUGAUAAUUUCAGUAUUCACAACCAAUUUAUAACUUUUAUUUUUUACAAGUUGUUACAGUGUUGUUACUGUAUUUUUUGAAAGUUGUUUAUCUUUUACGUUUAUCAUACUGUAACGGUUUCAUAAAUGUUGUUUUUAGGUUUUGUAUUGGUUGUAUUUUGGUUACUACAUUUUAUGUUUGCCUUGUUCUUGUUGCUCAGAUUUGUUGCUUAUGUUUUAUUUUGUAUUUCUAUUUUUUGCAGGUCCAUGUUAGGACCUCAGAGAAGGUUGAAGGAUUUGACUUACCAAAAAAAAAAUCCCCCUAAGGUGUCCUUUUUUAAAAAAAAAUUGUUUUUAUUAUUUGUUUUCUGUUUCUGUUUUAGUUUUUUUGUUUUGUCCUCAUUUUUUUUUUCAAUUGAUACAGGAAUGGGAUUAUAUUUAUGAUCAGACGAAUCUCUUCAUUGCGAAAGCCUUUUCGACUGCUACUUUCCAGGUGUUAGAAAACAUUAAGUCUUGCAUUUCACCUGAACAGCUUGAAAUGUUUUCCAAAACCUGUUUUGGACAUUUCCUUAAGCUUCCUGAUUUUAAAGUUCAACCGCAAGUGUUUCAUGGGUUGUUGUUGCGGGAGGUUCAGCAACCUAAUGAUGCUGAGUUGUGGGUAAUGAUACGCGGUGUUAGGCUUAGGUUUAGCAUUGAGGAGUUUGCUUUGAUUACUGGUUUAGACUGUGAAGGUGACUGUAGUGUUUUAGAUUUUAAGCAAGACGUUAAUAGUCUUUCUGAAAAAUAUUGGCCAACUUCAUCCUCUAUCACUAAGGAAUCUGUUAGGGAAUGUUUUACCACCAAGAGGUGGGGUGAUUCUGAUGAGGAUCCUGUGAAGUUGGGAGUUUUGUAUUUUGUGGAAUGGUUUUUGCUUAGUGCCACUAAGCUUUAAAAUGUACCUAGGUCUAUUUUAGAUGUUGUAGACAGUGGGAGGUACAAUGAAUUUGCUUGGGGACGGAGUUCUUUUGAACUGACUAUUUCGUCAUUGAAGGGUAAGCUUGACAGUUGAGUUGAAGGUGUUAGGAAGGCAAGGAGUUCGGGAAAGAGGCCGAGUGUUUUUUACACUUUGAUUGGUUGUCCUCAUAUUUUUCAAAUUUGGUUCUAUGAGUGUUGUAAGUACAUGAAAGGUAAGUAUUGCCAAAAGGAAAACUCUCGUAUUCCAAGGAUUAUUCAGUGGACAUGCAAUAGUCAGCCGACUUUCAAAGUUUUAAAGACUACUAUUUUUGAUGUUUCCAAAGAUAAGGUAUAUCUGCUUGUUUUAAUUUGGUUUUUUAGUAGUUGUUUUUAUGUUGUUUUUCAUUAUUAAUAAUCUUUAUAAUUGAAAUUUUCAUUUUGUUGUUUUUUAAUCAGCUGGAACUAUCAAAUAUGAGGCCCACUGCUGCUGAGUUCAAAGCUUUGAAAUUGAGCAGUUUCAAGUUUGACACUGACUACAAUUCUUACAAGAGUGUUCCUGUUCCCGAAGAGCCUUCUGUUGCUCAGAGUGACAUUUCUGUCAAGCUUGAUGCUUUUUCUGAGAAAUUUGAUGGGUUGGAGGUGAAGAUCGAUUUGCUGCAUACUUCCCAACAGAAGAUUUCUUCCGAUUUGGUUGAGUUGAAAGAGUGUGUGUCUGCACAGUUUGUUUCUUUUGGUGCUCAGAUGGCUUCAAUGCAGACACAGUUUUCUAAUAUUUUUGCCGAUUCUUAUGCUAAGGUAUGUUAGUUUUUCAAUGGUUGUUUUUCAGUUUUUUUUAGGUUGUUUUAUACUAAUUUAAAUUAUAUUUUCAAUAUAGGACAAAGGCAGUGACUCUUCCAAUGAUGAUGGUGGAAGUGGUAAUGAAGAAGAUUUUGAUUUAGAUGAAUCUGAAGAAAGUGAUGACAAUGAAGAAGAGAAUGUUAUGGGUGAUGAAGAAGGUGAGGGUAGUGAAGGUGAAGAGAAGGAUGGUGAAGCUGAUGAACAUUCUGAGUCAAAAGAAAAAAAUGAUAAGGGCAGUGAUGAUGAAUGCACUGAUAGUGAGGAGAAGGUAGAUAAGUAGACAAUGUAACUAGAUUUUAGUUACUUUGUGUGGUUUAUUUCGUUGUAAGUCCGUUUAGGUAGAGGUUUUGUAAUUCUAUGUUCUUGUUAUGUCUCUUCUUAUGUUUUAGUUUUUUUUUUUAAAAAAAAAAAUUGCAACUAUUUUUCAGACUAUUUAUUUGUAUUUAUUAUGUUAUUUAGAUGGCUGUGUUUAUAGAUUAUGUUGUUCGCAAUUAUUGUUGGUCUUCUUAUUUACUUUUUGUUUUUAUUUUGUUUUUUAGUUGUUAUGUAGUUUUUUCUUUGUUGAAGCCUUUUACAAAAAAAUAACUUCAUUUUUUUUUCUAUCUUUUCUUUCCUUUUUUUUUUUUUUCUGUAUCAAGAAUUUCGUUGAUUUCAAUGACGGAUCUACUCAAAUAGAUGUUGAGGCUACUGUUCAGUCCGGUGUGAAAGCAGUUGAGAUUAUGGUAAUGUUACUUUUGUGUUGUUUUUUGGUUGUGUAAAGGUUGUUAUUUUUUAACCUUGCUCUAAUUACUUUUUAAUACCAUAUAUAAACAGGUGUCUUCAUAUGGAAUUGGUGGUGAUUCUAGUAAAUAGAUUUCAGUUUCUGAAAAUGUUGAGGUUACGGAUCAUCGUCUUGUUUGUUUUGAGGUAUAUUUUUUUAAUGGUUGUUUUUUAGUUUCUUCAUACUUUUUGUGUUUAACACUGACUUUUUUUUUCAUUUUGUUGGAAAAAAUAUAUUAGAUGGGUGCAACAGGUCUCAAUGUUGAUUCUAACAUUGAACUUGUUGAAGAUGACCCAAUUCCCGUUGAAGAAACUCCUCUUGUUGACAAGAGGAAAUCUAAGAAACCCAUAGCGUUGACGUCUCCGUUUAUGGAGUAUGACUCUUCCAUUUCUAGUUCUAAAGAUGGUUCUGGUUAUGGAGUUGUUAAGUAUGUGGCUGGUUUGUGUCCUCUUGAUGAUAAGAUUGGUGAAGAUGUAGAACAUAAAGACGAGAAUAAUUUUGACUUGUGGCUUGGUGAAGGACGGCGAUCAAAGAAAGAUCCCCAUGACAAGGACAAGGUUUACUUGAAGGGUAAGGAUAAGAUUGUUCCCCAUUUUUCGUUUUGGCGUGGAAGAUGUUGCAACCAAGAUGUGGUUCCAAAAGCUUGCAUAUCCUGGCCAAUGUUUAACUAAUUCUGUAAGUUAAUUUUUUUUUUUUGAUUUUUUAAAAAAAUGUCAGUCUAUAGUUUUCUUCAUGUUGUUUGUUGGUUGUUUUUCAGUUGUUGAUAUAUAAUUCAUUUUCUUAAUUUUGAACAUUUCUCAUUUUUUAUUGUUUAGCAUUUGGAUAUCAUUUUUUACUAUCUACGUAAAAAAGGAAAGUAUGCAAAGGAGCCAAAGGUUAAGUUCACAACCACCGAUUGCUUAUUCUUCAAAACCAUUCAUGCUUUGUAUAAAAAAUUUGUUGCACAGAAAAAAGAUCUUUCUUUGAUAACUGCCCAGCAUGCCAUUGCUGAUUAUAUCAGAGGUAGAAAAAUGUUAUGUGGUUCCCCUUGGCAUUUGUGCGAUCAUGUUUUGUUUAUCAUCCAUAUGGAGACUGAAUCACAUCGGAUUCUUGGUCGCUUGAAUAUUGAGGAAAGGCGUAUGUACAUGUACAACUCCUUGUCGACUGCUAUGAAAGAUAGUGCCGCUAUCAAAGCUUGUCAGCCAUUUGCGGUGUUGUUGCCCCACUUUUUUGCUUUGUUCGAUGAGUUCAAAAAGGAAAACAAACCGGUUUGUUUAGACCAUUUCGAAGUUGUUAAGGUUGAUGGUUUGCCUCAACAAACCUCGAAGUAAGUUGUGUUUAGUUUUUAUUUUCAAGUGUUGUUUUAUUUUUUUUAUGUUAUUUUCCUUUUUUUAAGUUUUUCUGAUGUUGUUUUUGUUGGGUUUUAUGCCCUAAAUAAAACUCUGUUUCAAUGUAAUCCAGAUUAUUCAAUAUCAAUAAAGUAACAGAAGUAAUUUUUCAUUCACUUGUGUAUGUUUUGGUUCACUUAAUCAAUUGCUUGUCUAUUUGAUUUAUAAAUUCAUCCAAACCCUUUUUCACAUACUUGAUCAUGUUUAUUGUGUUGUCAACACAGUGGAAAAUAAACAUGACUAUGUGAAUAAAGUAUUCCUAGAUUUAUCAGAACACUGGGUUUCAUUGAUAUGACAAUCUACAACAGAGUUUACUUACAUUUGGAGAAAUGUUAUGUUCUUUCCAGAACAUAGGUUAAAGUAAAGCUCAGGUUGGAUGCAUGGAGUAUGCAUUGGAAUGGACCGAUAUUGAACUUUGAAUUAGAUUUUGAAACUUACCGUAAACAUCUAUUCAAUUCAAUAUCAUAAGUUGAUCCUAGAUCACAUGAUCGAAAUCCUGAUAUGGUUAGGCUUAAUUUCAAGAGUAUUAUUCGUGUUCUUUGAUUUGUUAGUUAAGCCUAAUCUUUAGUCUGGGCAAUACAUACAUUUUGGGAACACGGUAGUGCGAUUGAGUGAGAGCGCUAACAUAAAUAUGGAAUCUAUAGCUUCUAUCUGGCGAAUAGUAAGCAAAGGGUGAUUUCCUUCGAGCUUAACCAAACGAGAUAAAUGAUUGAGUACUCAUUUCACUUAGUUGAAAUAUCAUUUAUACAGGGUUAAGUGUUUUAAGGAUAAAAUACAUUGUAGGGUGUUACGGUAAUUUAGUCCCUUUAUAGUGUAAAUCAUCCAUAUAGAGGAUCAUUGAUCACAUUAGGAUUAUAACAAUGGAUAACUAAUAAUGUGUCUAUAUGGUGGAACAUAUAGAGCAUUCUAUAUACUGAGAGUGCAAUUCUGAGUUCUAUGUGUGGAUUCAA